GGGAUACCAGACUUUCAUUGCAGUCGCCGUAGAUGUUUCCGAUGCUCUUUGCUGACGGUCAUUUCGAGCUUCACUCUUUCUUCUAAAAACCACACUACCCACGAAGAGGAGGGGUAGUUCAAUCCAUCGAAAGAUUCAGCAGCCUAACAAAAUAUAAUGGAUCCAUGCCCGUUUGUCCGCUUGAUCGUUGAGUCUCUGGCUCUCAAACUUCCGAUUGCCACCAAACCGGCCGGUUCCGGCGUCUACCCAUCAACCACUCCCUGUUUCUGCAUCAUCAGAUUCAAGAAUUUCCCAUCUCAAACGGCACUACUGCCUCUCUGCGCGACCCCUAGCGACUCUCCUCCGGAUACUGCCACCUCCACCGCCGGAUUCCAUCUCGACGCCAUCACUCUCCGCCGUCUCUCUGGAAAACCCGUGACCCUCCACCUCAAGGUCUAUACCGGCCGCAUGGGCCGCACUUGUUGGGUCAGCAGUGCUAAAUUGAUUGGAAAGGUUCAGGUGAGUGUGGACUUGGGUGGGGCUCAGUCCAAGGCUUGUGUGUUCCAGAAUGGUUGGAAGAAGCUCGGCAGGGAACAGGAUAAGCCUUCCGCCCGGCUUCACCUCGUGGUCCGAACAGAACCAGACCCCCGGUUCGUAUUUCAAUUCGGCGGCGAACCAGAAUGCAGCCCUGUAGUGUUCCAGAUUCAGGGGAAUAUCAGACAGCCUGUGUUUAGCUGUAAAUUCAGCGCCGAUCGUUCAAGAUCCCGAACUAUGCCAUCGGAUUUUACCAAGAACAGAGGAUGCAUAAUGAGAACCUUUUCAGUGGAGAAGGAAAAACAGGGGAGGGAGAGGAAGGGAUGGAUGAUAAUGAUAUAUGAUCUCUCCGGCUCCCCCGUUGCUGCUGCUUCCAUGAUCACUCCAUUCGUCCCUUCUCCUGGUUCGGACCGCGUUUCGCGGUCCAACCCUGGGGCAUGGCUGAUCCUCCGCCCUAAUGGGUUCUCCGUCAGCAGUUGGAAACCAUGGGGUCGCCUGGAAGCAUGGCGUGAGCGAGGACCCGUUGACGGGUUGGGCUACAAGUUCGAGCUCGUCACCGACAGUGGCCCCACCAGCGGCAUCCCCAUUGCGGAAGCUACAAUGAGUGUCAAAAAGGGAGGGCAAUUCUGCAUCGACAGUAGGAUAACGAAAGAUUCCGUGGUGGCAUUGAGGUCUCCAGUUAAAGGGUUUGUGAUGGGUUCCACUGUUGAAGGUGAAGGCAAGGCAAGCAAGCCGGUGGUAGAGGUCGGAGUUCAGCAUGUAACGUGCAUGGCGGAUGCCGCCCUCUUCAUUGCACUCUCCGCCGCCAUUGAUCUAAGCAUGGAUGCUUGCCGGCUUUUCUCCCGUAAACUCAGGAAGGAACUUUGCCAUGAUGAACAAGAUUCCUUUUCUUGAUUAACAAGAAACCUGACAUUAAUUCAGUAUCUGCUGCUGUGAUAACCAGUUAGUUCUACUGUUGGUUUGAGCAUAGAGUAGAAGAUGCAUGAUAUUUUUCUUCCCCUGUUUGGUAGUGUGGCUGCUGCAGGUGAUUUACAGAUUCAGAGUCUCUUGGUGGUUUUGAUUCUGUUUUGUCAGACACAAUAUACCUAGCUAGGGCGAAGCGAAUUUAUUUGUUACAGUUUGGUCCUUGAGUUCGUUCCUUACAGACUUGAAAUUGUAUAGACAUAGAAAUGAAUAUUGUUUGUUCAU
Rubroshorea leprosula is the source of this 1701-nucleotide messenger RNA. NCBI's taxonomy places the organism in Eukaryota, Viridiplantae, Streptophyta, Magnoliopsida, Malvales, Dipterocarpaceae. The record is from the annotation of a GenBank genome assembly.